AUGUUGUUGUUCGCUGUUCUCGUGCUUCUCCAGCUCGAGUCUAAUGCGAAACAGCUAGCUGCCAUUUCUGGUUGUCCGGAUUUGGACGUGUUGGAAACUGAGGUCGACGCCACUGCCGACUUCGUCAACAACCUUUUGUUGUGUUUCUGCAAGGUUCAACCAGAACAACGAGCCGACAUAUCCUGUCUCUACGGGUCCAAUUCAGAACACCUCCAGAAGGCCACGAAAGCAGUUGCAGCAGCAAAUUUCACUAUUGAUAAGAUCAGCUUCCAACAUAUCGAAUUUGCUGAAACGGGACUACCUUCUUUCGGCAAACUAGCUCCAUCACUUACAACGCUAGAGAUUCGAGAAUGUACAAAUUUCGAUCCUUUACUCAUUCCUGAGAACACUUUCAAAGGUCUGGAGACCUCGCUUAAAAACCUCACUAUUGAUUCAUGCCACUUGAAGAAAAUCCCUGACACACUCAAGGAUCUCAAUCAACUCGAGACUCUCAUAUUGGCCAACAAUAAGUUCGAGAACAUUUCUGCUAAUGUGUUUAGGGAAAAAAGAGAGCUCAAAUACCUCGACUUAUCCGGCAAUUUCAUCACUAAUAUUGAGCCCGGCUCUUUCGAAACGCUGGAAAAAUUAGAGACGUUAAUUUUUGGUGAACAUAACUACAUUAAUGGUACAGUUCUCGACGCUAUUACAUCUCUCAAAUCACUUAAGACCCUCGAUCUUUCAAGGGCCGAUGGGAUUUUCGAGCCUCCUGUGGAGAUAUUUGACUCCAUGAAAGAGCUGGAAGUACUUAAGCUGAGUGGAUGCAGUAUUUCUUCGCUCGAACCUGGCGCUUUCGCUUCGCUGAAGAAUUUGAAACAGCUUGAUCUCCGCGUCAAUCUCAUUGAGAACAUCUCCGCCUACGCCUUCGACGGUCUCUCUUCUCUGACGAGGCUUUCUCUGGCUGGAAAUUACAUAAGACACCUCGAUGAUGACCGUUGGAUUGGCCUUCGCGAUCUUCAGGAGAUUGAUCUUGGAUGGAACGAAAUCAGCGACCUCUCGAAGGACGUAUUCUUAUCUCUUGCCGAGAACCUUACCUCUCUUAACCUAAGGCAUAACCCUCUUAAGAAGGUGCCAAGUACUGGCCUGAAAAAUCUACGUUCUCUGUUUCUCAGUGAGUGCCCGUUAACAAGCAUUGGUCCGGAGCAAUUAAUGGAUUACCCGAAUUUGGAGAUGCUGGAUGUCUCCAAGUCCAAUUUGACAUCUCUGGCCGCCGAUACAUUUAAAAACCAAAAAAAUUCGCUGACGACGCUUCAUCUUGAGCGCAAUAAGCUUACUACUCUCGAUGGAGAGAUACUUCAAAACCUCCCUGCACUAGAGUACCUAGACAUCUCUGGCAACCCUUUCAUCUGCGAUUCCGAUAUCGCUAAAUUCAUUUUUGCAGUCGAGGACCGCUACAAGUUCUCCGCAAAAGAAAGCAAGGAAUUCCUGCUUGCUAACGCUAACGACACUCUCUGCGACCGUCCUUACACGUUAAGGCACCAACCACUUCUUGACGUCGAUUCGAAUUCCCUACAGAAAUCCGACACUACUACUAUGUUGCCAACCACUACUCCUGAGUCCGAGUCUACAACUCCGGAAAUCGUUACUCCUUUCACAUUGCCAGAUAUCUUCGUUGGAAGCAAAACCAAUGAGACAUUGUUCAAAGAAGAACCACGGCGUGAAGUGUACGAUCUGAACAAGGUGAACGAUCCUAAAGGCGCCAAAGAGCAGCCAGAGGGCGAGGGAAGUUACGCCAUGCAUGCUACCGUAGUGGUGAUCGCUGUCGUAUCUGCGAUUGCCAUCGUCGCUGUCGGAUUGUUCAUGAGAAAGCAACGGAAAAUCGAUACCGAACAAGAAAAACAAAAGGGAAAGAAAAUUUCGAAGCUGGAAGAUGGCAUGGUUGAAAUAGAGCUCGAAUCCAGCUCUCCAAGUAAACGAUAA
Messenger RNA from Necator americanus (New World hookworm), 1956 nucleotides. RefSeq lists its product as uncharacterized. NCBI's taxonomy places the organism in Eukaryota, Metazoa, Nematoda, Chromadorea, Rhabditida, Ancylostomatidae. The coding region runs from base 1 to 1956 and encodes 651 amino acids. Gene Ontology annotation, molecular function: protein binding. The record is from RefSeq and is a predicted model, not a curated record. The transcript is spliced from 16 exons.